This is a messenger RNA of Baudoinia panamericana UAMH 10762, 1350 nucleotides long. RefSeq lists its product as uncharacterized. The coding region runs from base 1 to 1350 and encodes 449 amino acids. Gene Ontology annotation, biological process: transmembrane transport. The transcript has 2 exons. The record is from RefSeq and is a predicted model, not a curated record. Gene Ontology annotation, cellular component: fungal-type vacuole membrane. NCBI's taxonomy places the organism in Eukaryota, Fungi, Ascomycota, Dothideomycetes, Mycosphaerellales, Teratosphaeriaceae. Gene Ontology annotation, molecular function: transmembrane transporter activity.
AUGACGAACGAAGAUGUCGAAUCUGGCAAGCAUGUUACUAAAGAAUCAUUAAGCGACAAAGCCGUCAGCCCGACGGUCUCUACGGAUGAGAAGAUACCCGUGACGCCUCUGACACCGCCUCCGCCUUUGCGAGACGGCGGGGCGCGAGCAUGGCUUCAAGUCUUAGGCUCUUUCCUUGUCUUUUCGAACCUCUGGGGCUUCGUGUUCAGCUUCGGCUCGUUCCAGUCAUACUAUCAGCUUACCUACUUGACUAAUGAAAGCCCAUCAGACAUAUCAUGGAUCGGGACGGUCUCGACUGGCCUCCUUAUUGCUGUUGGUGUCGCAUCCGGACCCCUGUUCGAUAUGGGUUACUUCAGGUCUAUGCUGCUUAUUGGAGGAUUGGGAGAGACUUUGGCAAUGUUCAUGCUCAGCCUAUGUUCGAAGUAUUGGCAGAUCAUGCUGACGCAGGGUAUCUUGACUGGAUUGACGAAUGGUUUGCUGUAUCUUCCGGGUCUGGCGCUCGUCGGCCGUUCAUUCAAGAAACAUCGCUCCAUCGCUAUGGCACUCACUACAUGCGGCGCGCCCAUUGGUGGCAUCAUCUACACGCUCAUGUUCGGGCAACUCAUCGACCGUCUCGGCUUUGCCUGGACUAUCCGAGCAAUGGCUUUCUUCAUGUUGGGGAGCUAUCUGAUCUCAUUUCCACUACUGCUCUGGGGUGCAAGCAACCUCGGCGACCUCUCCAGUGGCGGUCGCCGCAAACUGUUCGAUGCAACCGCACUUCGAGAUUUGCCGUUCUGGAGCUACAGCAUGAGCAACUUCUUCCUCUUCUUGGGUUACAUGAUUCCAUUCACGUACGUGGCCGUUUACGGACAAACGCAGCUUGGCAUGAGCCAGAGCGCGUCCCUCAACAUAAUCAUCGCCGCACAGGCAGCGUCCGUUGGUGGACGUCUGAUAGCCGGCUACGCGGCAUCGAAGAUAGGUGUCAUGAUCCCCUGGGUGACCGCUGGGCUCGCUAGUGGCGUUUUCUGCAUUGCAUGGGUCGGCAUAAAAAGCGAAGGUGCUUUCAUCGCGUACGCUAUAUUGUACGGCUUCUUCAGCGGACCGCUGAUACCGCUACCGCCGAGCGUAUUUCCGAUCGUGUGCCCGGAUCCGAAGGUGCUAGGAGCGCGUCUGGGAAUGGCCCAAGGGAUCGGCUCGAUUGCGAGCUUGAUCGGGGCACCUAUCGCGGGUUCGCUGCUGAACACAGGUCGAGGAGAGAACUAUAUUGGCCUGCAGUUGUUCAGCGGGCUGGUGAUGAUGCUGGGAGGUUUUCUGCUCAUCAAUCUCUACUUCCUGCUCCGUAGCCGGAGAGACAUAGGCAAGUUGAUAUGA